AAGAGGGAGGGCUAAGGUCUCACCCACCACGGGGACAACGAUGGCUGCCAAUUCAGAAAAUGCACAGGGCAGUCUUGUUAUUAUCUAUGAAGAAGAUGCAGAGGAAUGGGCACUGUAUUUAAAAACAAUUUUCAAGCAUGUCUUAUCAGACAGAAUCUUGCUUUACAACAUGGGAUCUCCAUCCAUUCACCACCUGGAAUUGCCAUCCCUGGGCUCUUACAGAUGUAAACUGCUAAUACUUUCAAGUGGACUUGUUAACUGUCUGAACAAAAAGAAAAGAUGUUUUCUGGACAAGAUCCUUCAGCCUCCUGAAAGGGUGGUUGUUUUGCUUUGUGGGAUUGAAAGUUCAGACACUAUCUAUCAAAUCUUGAAUUUAGACCCACACAAUCAGUUGAUUACCACUAAUCAUGAUCCAGAAGUCUACCUUGCAGUGAUUACUGGCAUUAUUCAACAAGGACCGCAUGAGGCCUUGUCUGUGGAUUUUAAAAGGAGCUUAAAGCUAGAAAACCAUUGUGUGAAAACUGAGGCAACCUCUGAAACAUUAGAAACCCCAGCAGUUUUACUGUUGCCAACAAGGAUAUCAUGUGAGAAUCCUGGAGAAAUUUUCGUUCUUUUGAGAGACGAAGUUCCUGAUGACUCAGUGGUGAUUGAAUUUGUGACAGAGAACAAAUGGGUCAGGACUCAGCCACACUUUUGGAAUCAGAAGGUCAGGUAUAUGAAAGCUUUAGAUUUUCCUGCUGGCUUUGUAAACGUAAAUGUCUACUGUGAGGGAGUCCUUAAAGCUUCGACACAGAUUGAAUACUACACAGCCGUUGAGGAGAUUGAAAGCAUUCUUCAGAAAGUGGCUGAUCCAAUAGUCUUUGCUUGUCAGGCUUCCAAGUUUUCCUCUGCUGAGAAAGUGGACAAUCUUCUCACAUUCUUAUUUAAAAUUUCUCACAAUUUCAGUGCCUUUCCAAAUGAAGUCAUGGAUCGUCAUCGACAGACUGACUCACACUUGGAAGAGCUUCCCACUCUUCUCCACUGCGCAGCUAAAUUUGGAUUAAAGAAGCUUACUGCUCUUCUUCUCCAAUGUCCUGAGGCAAUUCGGGCUUGCAGGAUAGCCAAUAAGUACAGAGAAAACCCAGCAUGUAUUGCAGAAAAGUAUGGCUAUAAGGAGAUUCAGAAAAUCAUCACGGAAUUGUCAGUAAAAGAAGACAGCAAGGAAAGCAACAAUCAGGAGGAGGAGGAAGUUGAGACAGUAGAUGACACUUACAUGGUGAUGAUGAGCUCAGAAUCUCUCUGCAAUGGACUUUCAUUUGCUGCCAGGCCAAACCCAAGAGAACAGCCUGGAACCUACUGGAAAAUCCAGAAAGACUCAAGAGUGGUUGGUGAUGGAGAUGAACAGGAAAGAGAGACUAAAACAGGAGAAGAGGAAGAAGAAAAUGAAGUAGGGGGAAAUCCACAUUGCUCAAGUGAGGAGGAGGAGGCGGCUCCUGAAGGAAGCUGCAGAGAUGUGGUCUACCCUGAAAGGCCACCUUUGCCACCUCAAAUCCCACUUACCACCACAAGACAAGAUGAGGUUUUCAACUGGACCCCAGAAUGGGAAGCAGAGAAAGAACAAAAGAAAACCGAUGAGAUACACGAGGAGGAGAAAGAAGAAGGCGAAUCUGAGAAAUCAGAAGAGGAAGAUCCAUACAGCUCUGCUCUUGUGGAUGAUGGUGUGUAUGAUAUCAUUUUUGACGACGACAACAAAGAGCGAAGAAAAGGUGGCAGGUCCUUCAUUAUGAACCGGCCCCCAGCCCCUGCACCUCGUCCUUUAUUUGCACCUACAAAAGAGGAGAGCACUCCUUACAUAGCACAAGUUUUUCAGCAAAAGGCAACCAGAACUCAUGCUGGUAAUGAGAAGUUGCUGUGUGCUGCCAGAAAACCAGAUAGACCUCAAGGUGACAGGACCACAUACAGUACCGUCAAGCCAAGCAUCCCAUUGAGGCAAGAAGAGCUCAUCCUAUUGCAGGAGCAGGUGAAGAAGGGGAUACUUUCUGUGGAUGAAGCUGUGGAGAAAUUUAAAGAAUGGCAGAAUCACAGAAGUGGAUUAGAAGCGACCCAGCAGGAAAAAAUACGCCAGCUCAGAGACUCUAUUAUCAGGAAAAGACCGGAGGAGGAAAGCACGUAUGACAAAAUCACCAUUAUUCACCAUCCAGAUGUUCCCGUGGCAAGACGAAAAGCAAGUCUUAGUGCUGAAGGCAUUGUGUACACCCAUCCAUUUCCAAAGCAGACUCUGCUUUGAAACCCACCAGGGAAAGAGCAGGCAUCUCCGGAUAACAGAG
Molecule: messenger RNA, 2306 nt
Organism: Lacerta agilis (Sand lizard)
Lineage: Eukaryota; Metazoa; Chordata; Lepidosauria; Squamata; Lacertidae
Gene: BANK1
Product: B cell scaffold protein with ankyrin repeats 1
Exons: 17
Coding region: 41-2266 (741 amino acids)
Biological process (GO): negative regulation of phosphatidylinositol 3-kinase/protein kinase B signal transduction; B cell activation; negative regulation of B cell activation
Molecular function (GO): signaling receptor binding; protein tyrosine kinase binding
Source: RefSeq, a predicted model, not a curated record